UACAAAUAUAAAGCCAAACCAGUAAGUUACACAGGUGGAGCUGUUGUCAUUCUGCUGGGAAGGGAAGCAAACUACAGAAUGUGAGGCGAUCUGAGAUAUUACACACGGAUUUAAACUGAAAACUUCAGACGGUUUGUUGUGACUUUCUUCCGCUUAAUCAAACAGCAAGGCGAGAGAAAAAAUGAGUUUGAUCAUAACUAUAGAAAGGUGCUGCAGUUUCUGCAUUCAGCGCCUCGGAGGAACUGAUUCCAGUUAGAAAAAGAAGUUGCAGCGAACGACGGGAAGCCAACUUUAAGCUGACUGUGUGUUUGGAUCAGCGCCACUCGGCUGGGAGGGCAGCGUGGGUGCGUGGAGGGGAGGGGAGGGGAGGAGGGAUGUCGGGCAGGAGUGGAGGAGCGCCCCGGGGAUGCAGCAACCCCAGCCUGCAGCCCCUCCGGGCCACCGUCCCUUUCCACAUUCAGAGAGGCUCCGCUCUGCUGCACAGAGAGCUCGCCAAAGCGGUUGACAAAACCACAGCUCGCCCACCGAGACCAACGAUUCGUCGAACUCUUUCUUUGGAUACCAUUGUCGGACCCUAUCUGCAGGGACAGUGGCCCAAAGAGGCAGAGGGCACCGCAGCUGCCUGUGUCAAUGACAAAGCCACUCAGACCCCCUUUUCCUGGACAGAGGAAACCCGGGGAAGAAGAAGUAUGGGUGGGCACAAGCGCUCGGCGUCUUGGGGCAGUGCAGAGCAUUUGAAGGAGGUGGCCAGACUAAGGCACCAUCUGCAAAAACGCUCCAGGAAUGCACCCCCCUCUGCAGGAUAUGAUCUCCCCCACAGCACACUGCCAGCAGGACAGGCAGCAGGCGCAACUCAGACAGUUCCCAUGAUGCCUCUGAACAGACUUGCACCGCGGUUGAGACGGAGCGUUGAGGGUCUCAGUUUGGAGCUGGAGGAAGUCUUUGUGUCUGAGAAACCAGAUGAUCAGCUUGAGAUUUUAGAUAUCCCAGAUGGCCACAGGGCUCCCAUCCCUGCACAGAGAUGCAGUAGUGGCUCUCAGAGUGAACCCUCUCCAGGACCCCUGGAUUCUUCCCUCCUGUCCCCUCCACAGUCUCCUUGUCCUCUUGAUUCUUCACUCCUCUCUGCUUCGAGUUCUCCCUGCCACCUGACUGCAUCGCUUUUGUCUCCCUCCCCACCAACAUGUUCAAUGCUGGAACCAGAGCCUGCAGAGUGUGAGGGUUUGUGUCCCUCUCCCUCCAUGCCACUUCCUUCAUUUGCACUGGAGCCUCCUCUGCAGCAGCCCUGCUCCUCUUCCCCUCGUCCCAACAAAACCUACUCCUUCCAGCGUGAGCCGCCUGAAGGCUGCGAGCGAGUGCGAGUAUGUGAGGAAGCAACGUCUGCCUGUCAAGAUGAACUUCCCCUUCAGCCAUCUUGCCCAGACCCCAAUAAAGUCAACUUCACCCCCCAUGGGGGCUCUGCUUUCUGCCCAGUCAGCCUCUUAAAACCUCUGCUGCCCUCCAUGGACCUCCUUUUUCGCGGUCUUUCUGUGUCUCCCAUCACUGGUUGCUCCGGCCAAGCCUCUCCUACCAGGAAUCUGGGCAUGCAGUAGGUGGAUAUCAGAACAGUGUCUCUGAGGACUACAGAGAAAUGCACUGUCAGAACCUGGAACACUUGAUAAUGACUUGACUGAUAAUGAAUGCAGACUCACAAUUAAGUGUCUGAUCCCUGUUGGCCCAUUGACCAUUACCAUCUGACUGUCGGUGUUUGUUUCUGCAACGUUUUUGGAUAAUGUGGCUUAAAGUUAACUUGGUUUAUAAAUUAUUUCUGCCUGAAGGAUUUCUUUUUCUCUUAUGCUUUUUCAACCUCAUUGAGACUGCUUUUGUUUUUGGUUUCUGCCGUAAAAGACAAAUAUAAGACUUCACAAUUCAGCUGAUGUGCAAGAAACUCAUGCUUAACAUUAAUUUCCUUUUUUCAGAAAACAAAUGAGUUUUUAGUUUUAUAAGUCUAUUAUCUCCCUGUUUUUGUAGAUUGUUUUGUUUCAUUUUUAAUAUCAAAGUAAGUGAAUUUACUUUAAGAAAGCCAAGCACUUGCAAUUAAUCUAAAUUAGUUUACAGUCUAUCGCAUAAAAAACAGUAUGGCAGAUUUCUAUGGUAAUGGUGUUGAUUAGAAGAAAUAUUUGAACAUUUAUUCCCUCAUUUUCUACAGAUGUUAAGAGAGACCGUAUUUAUUUUUCUUACUCUGUAGGGAUAUGCUGUUAUGUUUUUUACAAAGACAUUUUUUUAAAAUGCAUAUUACAAGUUCGAUUAAAGGUUUUGAUAGACUAACUUGUCUAAAAGGGACAUAAUUACAUAAGAAAAUGUGUUAGUAUUUACUUGUUGGAUGUUUCUCAAGUUUGCUGAGUGGAAAAAAUGGAAAAUAAGACGAUUUUUUUUUUUUAUGUUCAAGGUCUCUAAAAAUUGAGAAAGCAAAAAGGGAAAAUAAUUUACAUCCCACUGCUACUUAGUUUAGCAUUUUUCAUUUCUAUACCUUUUUUCAUGCAUUCAAAUAACAGAUUUUUUCAUUUAUAUUUUUUUAAU
This is a messenger RNA of Cyprinodon variegatus (sheepshead minnow), 2556 nucleotides long. RefSeq names its product protein FAM117A-like (gene fam117aa). The coding region runs from base 375 to 1589 and encodes 404 amino acids. The transcript has 8 exons. NCBI's taxonomy places the organism in Eukaryota, Metazoa, Chordata, Actinopteri, Cyprinodontiformes, Cyprinodontidae. The record is from RefSeq and is a predicted model, not a curated record.